CCAUAUUAUAAAAUAUAUUUAAUUCGAAAUAUAUUUUGGGGGGGACAUUAGUAUUUACUUGAUCCCUGCAGUUACGUCAUGGUCAUGGGGAAGUGGGUCAUAUUUCAAAGGUGAAAGUUGAAAACAAACAUGGCUGAACUGGAUAUCGGCAGACACUGUGUUGUGGAGGACUGUAAACAAAAGGAUUUUCUGCCGUUUAUUUGUGAUGGCUGUUCAGAAGUUUUCUGUGUCGAACACCGAAGAAGAGACUCUCACUCCUGUUCUGAGGUCUGUGUAAAAAAGGAAACCGUGAAGCGUGGAGGGAACACCUGUACAUCCUAUCCAUGCACAUACCAUGGGUGCAAUGGGAAAGAGCUAUUGCCAGUUGUCUGCUCACAUUGUGAGAAACAUUUCUGCCUAGCCCACCGUCAUCAAAAUGACCAUGAGUGUGAGAAGCUGGAGGUUCCCAAACCUCGCAUGGCCGCCACACAACAACUUGUCAAGGAAAUCGUAGAAUCGAAGAAAUCUGCUCCAGCCAGAGGUAGAAGAGGUGCAAGAAAUAGUGAAACUGCUGCGAAGGUUGCACUGAUGAAACUGAAAUUGCAUGCAGUUGGAGAUAAAUCAUUACCACAGACUGAAAGAACUUAUUUUCAAGUGUUCUUGCCAAAAGGAGGCACAGAGAAAAGUAAACCCAUAUUCUUCUGUUCAAAGUGGAGUGUUGGCAAAGUGGUAGAUUAUGCGGCAUCGCUGGCAAGUCUCAAAAAUAACAAUAACAUACUGACAGCCAAGAAAUUGAGAUUGUGCCAUUCUCUCUCGGGUGAAGCAUUACAGACGGACAGUACCUUAGAAUCGUGGGUGUCUAACACUGAGUGUCCUCUCUAUAAUGGUGGAAAUGUCAUUUUGGAAUACCUAGACAAUGACUGUAAAGGGGUAGAUGAUGUGAAUUCCUAUUUUGGCUGCCCUUAAUGAAACAAUUAAAAACACAAUUAAAAUACUGUUUUGAUUUGUACAA
This is a messenger RNA of Acipenser ruthenus (sterlet), 991 nucleotides long. Its product is annotated as AN1-type zinc finger protein 1-like. Gene Ontology annotation, biological process: cytoplasmic stress granule disassembly. The transcript has 8 exons. Gene Ontology annotation, cellular component: cytoplasmic stress granule; cytoplasm. The record is from RefSeq and is a predicted model, not a curated record. The coding region runs from base 130 to 945 and encodes 271 amino acids. Lineage: Eukaryota; Metazoa; Chordata; Actinopteri; Acipenseriformes; Acipenseridae. Gene Ontology annotation, molecular function: zinc ion binding.